This is a messenger RNA of Jatropha curcas, 3582 nucleotides long. The record is from RefSeq and is a predicted model, not a curated record. Lineage: Eukaryota; Viridiplantae; Streptophyta; Magnoliopsida; Malpighiales; Euphorbiaceae.
GUGUCACAGAGAGACUUAAAUUGACUGAUUGGAGAAAAAGGAGCGACAUGACAUGAAAAUUUGCUUGCUCAAAGACAGAGAAAGAGCGACUUGAAUAUGAAACUGUUUCUAUCGCUGGUUUCUGGUUUCUUGGAUGAGAACUGAAGUGGUUUAAUUUGAGCGAGCGAGUGAUAAUUUGGUUUCUUUAUUUUACUUUUCUGAAUUUCUUUGAUGGGUAAGACGAUUCAGGUGUAUGGAUUCCCUUCCCAUGUGACUGUAGAUGAAGUCAAGAAGUUUCUGGAAUCACAUUCAGGGGAAGGAACUGUUUUUGCAAUGAAGAUCAGGGAAACCAAAAAUAGGGGUCGAAGAAAAUAUGCUAUUGUUCAAUUCCAGACUGCCAGAGAUGCUGAAUUAAUUAUAUCUUUGACUAAUAAACGUCUUCGGUACGGCACUUCAUAUUGUUACGCACUUCAUAUCUCAAGGCUCUGAGCCUUAUGGACUAAUCCGAUAAUUGCUACCAAUACAGCCCAGAACGUUCUACAACAGCCAAAUGGACCAUAAACACUGCAUUUUGGAUGUCAGAUAUCACAACAAAAGAAAAUUUUCCUGUUCAUAUCAAAAGAAAAGUUUUCUGUUCUAUGGACAGGGACAAAUGUUUCGGUGAAUUUUGGAUUUGGAAUGAGAAAAUUGCAAUUUUUUCUAUCUCAUGGACAAAUGGGCUACAAGCUUGACCUUUCUUAUGAGAAUGUUUGGCAGAUGGAGCUACAUUGUCCACGAGGUCGAUCUGUGAAAUAUCUUCUAAUUCAGUUAUAUGGUGCACCCCGAAUUUUUGAGAAAGAGAUUGCAACAUUUAAUGUGUUUGAGAUUCCGCUUUUCAACGACUUGAAGGAUACCCCUGAUGAGCAAUGGGUCAGGACAAUCGAUUUCACACCAUUCUGCCUUAUUGGGCAUUCAUCUGGAUUAUGUUUGGAGUUUCCUUCCAGCAUUAAUGUUCCAAAAUUUCAGGAGAACUUUUCUUACUAUAAAGAAAGUGAAGGAAUUUUUGUUUUGGAGAAUGGCAAUGCUUUUUCUCGCAAUCUGGAUCUAGUUCCGAUUGUUGGUCCUCCCUCAGGCGUUGAUUUGCCAUUUGAGAUAUUAUUUCGAGUUAAUUUGUUGGUUCAGAAUGGGUGCCUUCCAGGGUCAGCACUUGAUUCUAGUUUUUACGAGUUGGUUGAUCCAAGUACAAUGAAUAUUGACUGCAUAGAGCAUGCUCUUAAGAAGCUUUUUCACUUGAAAGAAUGUUGUUAUGAACCUUCUAGGUGGCUUGAUGAGCAGUACAGAAAGUAUCUUAAGUCUAAGUGCCAUCCAAGAUCACCUUCGAUAUCCCUAGGCUCUGGUUUGGUAUACAUGCGUAGGGUCCAAAUUACACCAUGCAAAGUCUAUUUUUGUGGUCCAGAGGUUAAUGUCUCAAACCGUGUGAUACGCCACUAUUCAAAAGAUAUUAAUAAUUUUCUCCGUGUGUCUUUUGUUGAUGAGGAGUUAGAGAAAAUUUAUUCAACAGAUUUAUGUCCCCGUGCUUCUUCUGGGAAUGGGGAUAGGAGGACUGCUAUUUACAAAAGGAUUCUCUCUACUCUCCAAAAUGGAAUAGUUAUUGGAAAUAAAAGGUUUGAGUUCCUUGCCUUUUCAUCUAGCCAGCUGAGGGAAAAUUCUUGCUGGAUGUUUGCUUCAAGAGACGGGCUCACUGCUGCAGAUAUAAGAGAAUGGAUGGGAAACUUUCGUCAGAUACGAAACGUGGCUAAAUAUGCAGCCAGAUUAGGUCAGUCUUUUGGUUCAUCCACUGAAACACUGAGUGUUCCACUGAAAUACACUUUGAGUGCAAAAUAUCUGCUGAGUUCGCUCGCGCAGAGUGGCGUUGAAAUGUGGGCAACCAAGGUUUCUAUCCAUCUGCAUUCAAAUUCGUUUUAUGGUGGGUAUAAAGCAAUGCAAGAGUCAAUGAUGCUCCAAAUGUUCCGAGCAUCAAAGUUGCUUGAUCUGCGGACAAAAUCUAGAAUCUUUGUUCCAAAUGGAAGAUCUAUGAUGGGAUGUUUGGAUGAGACAAGAAACUUGGAAUAUGGCCAGGUAUUUGUGCAAUAUUCUGGUAGUAAACAUAAGCAGGUGUAUGAUAGUUCCACCAUGGUUGGAGGCAUUGGAUCAGGCAACGGUUUUGUGAUUGAGGGAAUGGUCAUUGUAGCUAAAAACCCAUGUCUGCACCCAGGUGAUAUUCGUGUUUUAAGGGCUGUGAAUGUACCGGAUUUGCACCAUAUGGUGGACUGUGUUGUUUUUCCACAGAAAGGACCAAGACCUCAUCCAAAUGAAUGCUCGGGUAGUGAUUUAGAUGGAGAUAUCUACUUUGUCUGCUGGGAUCCUGAUUUAAUCCCACGUCAGCAACUCCCACCAAUGGACUAUACACCACAGCCAAGUUUGCAACUCGAUCAUGAUGUCACAAUUCAGGAAGUUGAGGAGUAUUUCACCAAUUACAUGUUAAAUGACAGCUUGGGAAUCAUUUCUAAUGCUCACACCGUCUUUGCUGAUAGGGAACCUGCAAAAGCAAUGAGUAAACCAUGUCUGAAACUUGCACGUAAAUUUUCAAUUGCAGUUGAUUUUCCAAAAACUGGAGUACCAGCUGAAAUUCCUUCUCAUCUACGUGUCAAAGAAUAUCCUGAUUUCAUGGAAAAGCCUGACAAACCCACCUAUGAAUCUCAGAAUGUGAUUGGAAAGCUUUUCCGAGCAGUGAGGGACAUCGCACCACAUACAAGCUCUAUUAAGUCCUUUACUUUGGAAGUGGCAAGGCAGUGUUAUGACCCUGAUAUGGAAGUUGAUGGUUUUGAGGAUUAUAUAGAUGAUGCCUUCUAUUACAAAACGAAUUAUGAUUACAAAUUGGGUAAUCAUAUGGACUAUUAUGGCAUCAGAACUGAGGCUGAAAUUCUCGGUGGAAGUAUUAUGAAAAUGUCAAAAGCUUUCACCAAGAAAAGGGACGCAGAAGCAAUUGGUUUGGCGGUGAGGUCCUUAAGAAAAGAAGCAAGAUCCUGGUUUAAUGAAAAGGGAAGUGGAUUAGAUUCUGAAGAAGAUGAUGUUUAUGCAAAAGCCUCCGCUUGGUACUAUGUUACUUAUCAUCCUAGUUAUUGGGGUUGCUACAACGAGGGAAUGAAUCGAGAUCAUUUUCUUAGCUUUCCUUGGUGUGUUUAUGACAAGCUGAUCCAGAUCAAGAGGAAGAGAAGGUGUCAAAAUUUAUCAUUGCUUGAACGCCAGUUUGGGCUUGGACUGCAUUUUCAUUAACAAAUGUGAAAUUUUGAACAUGUCUAUAUGUUCAUAGUCUUGGUUUGAGUUUGCCAGCUAAUCCAGAUCAGCGGAACAAAUCAAGGAUCAACCAGGUUCCUACUUUUUUCUCUUUACACAUUUUCCAUGUAGAUGUGGACUGCUUUUGAGUUUAGAAGGUAAUCAAAAUAUAUGGCUAUACAUAUGGUUAUGAAUAUGUAAUAUUUCAAAGACAAUAUAUGAUGUAAAUGUUUAUGUUCAUAUAAUGGCAGAAGCAGAAAUACCUACUUAGAGUUGACAACAUUUUUUGAUAGGAUAUUGAAGACUAUU